AUGAGUCAUGUGCACAUCUGUAUACUCAUCAACGGCCAACAAUUGUUCUUGAUGAUUCUGUGUGUAUCAAAGAGUCUAGAGGUGAGCGUGUUGCGCCUGAAACUGCCCAUAUCUGCACGCGCGGUUGCCGCUGGGUCAAGUAACCUGUUCAAGGCUGAGCUGUUGACACGCUUAUCUGAGAAUGCGGUUCGCAACGAGAUCGUUAUUGAUAAGGUGGUGGCCUGCGUUGCUGUGGGACGGAAAGUGCUGGUGUUGAGCGAUAGACGCGCUCACCUCGAGGUACUCAGGGCCAUCCUCAACGAACGCGAGCAAGACAUAUCGUCAGCAUACUACAUGGGUGGCAUGACAGAAGCCGCUCUACGCCGCGCUGUGUGUUUCAGCUGGGCUUACGAUCCUCAACGAGCCUACCUCAUCCUGACUUCAUGA
Messenger RNA from Sphaeroforma arctica JP610, 426 nucleotides. RefSeq lists its product as hypothetical. The record is from RefSeq and is a predicted model, not a curated record. The coding region runs from base 1 to 426 and encodes 141 amino acids. The transcript is spliced from 3 exons. NCBI's taxonomy places the organism in Eukaryota, Ichthyosporea, Ichthyophonida.